AUGCCCAAGAAGGGGAAGAAGGGGAAUGCCCAGGAAGAGGUGACCAAGGAGCAGCUGGACGCGGCCAAGAAGAGGGUGGAGCUCACGCCAUCGAACAUCCGGGCAACGAGGCGCACCCUGGACAACCUGAAGCAGCCCCACACGGAGGAGAACCAGAGACUUGUCUUGGCCGUGAAGGACAUCAGUGCGGGUUUUCUGCGGCGUGGCCUGAAGGAACUCCGGGUGACCCCAGAGCAGUUUGCAAUGUGGAAGACGUACUCUUCCGUGGAGAUGAGCCGGACGUCGUCGGCCUGGUGCGUCCCGAAAGCCAACGUGCCAGACAUUCCGGCAGAGUAUUCCCAGUGCGUGAUCGACACCUCGGGGUGGGCAGAACAGCCGCCAGGUUUCGACCCUGAGAACGAAGUGCUGUACGACAAGCGGGCAAUGGUGAACCUCCUGGGGCCCAACGUGGACGAAGUGGCUUUCAAACGGGCUCGCGGGGCGAGCGGGGAGCCAGGCAGUGGCGCGUUGGCUCUGCGCGACGAGGCCGCCUCCUCGAAGCCAACGCCGGAGGCUUCAACCGCUGGAGCGACUCCAGUUGACGCAGCGGCUGCGGAGGGCAAGAAAGGGGCGGCUGCGGGGCGAAGGAAGCUGAGGUUUCUGAAAAGCUCCGAGAGCAAUCCGGAGGACAUCGAGAAGCAAUUGGAGAUCACGGCGGAGAACGUGCAGACCAGCCUGAACAAGGAGAUCUACGUGCAUGGCAAUCCCGACAAGCCGACGGUGGUGACGUGGCUCAAGAGUUUUUGCUCCCUGGCGACGAAGCACUUGAAAAAGUCGGAGGGCGACGAUGCAAAGGCAGACGUGCGCGGCUUCAUCAGGUGGUUCUCGGAGGAGCUCUUGCAGCAUGCCACCGCUUUGGAGCACAUGGCGGCCAUCUUGAAGCCCCUCCAGGAGUUCGGGGCAAAGCAGACGGACAUCUUCGCGAAGGCCAGCAUGUGGAAGGUCGUGGAGGCGAUGGCCGCGCAGAGCCCCCAGUCCACCAACGCGUUGCCGAAGGAGGAUUUGAAGCCGUCCGAGCUCAGCGUGCUCCACGAAUCGCCGCUCCACAUCGCGUUCCAGACGGCGCGCGAGGCUUGGCAGUUGAAGGUGUUGCGCGAGGACCACAAGUCAGGGAACGGCGCUCGCUUGGAGAAGCUGGAGGCAUUGAUGGAAGGGGCGGAGAAGACGGCGGAGAUGUCUUUGAUGAGCAACAUGUGGGGGCCCGCCUCGGACGCGACGAAGGUGAGGUACUUGUGCGCCGAGGACGGGCGCGUGGACAUGUACCGCGAGUGGGGGCCCGCGUCACCGCUGCUGAAAGCAGACCAGCUGUAUUCGAAGGAGACUGUCUACAAGGGGAUGCCGUACGACAAGUUCGCGGGCCUCCUGGACGCCCACGCUGCCAUCGCGGAGUCCGCCCCGAGGAUCGCCAAUGCCAUCGCGCGCUCCCUGUUCCAUGUGCGCGACAAGAUCCCGCAGGAGCUCUCCGUGCUGUUCGGGGAGGUGUGCGCGGCGAAGCUGGGCACGACCGGCGGGCCCGGCUGCGGCGGCGACAUUGGCGGCAUCGUCGGGGCCCUGGGCGAAGAGCAGGUUGCAGCGGCGGCGAAGGCGUGCGUCGACGGCCACCGAGCCCCCGUGCACGACGCGGUGGCGACUGAGGUCCAGAAGAGGAAUGCGGCCCCGAAGCCCGCGGAGACCGCGCAGCCCGCGGCUGUCGAGAAGCCCGAGGCGGCCGACCCAGCCGCGCAGCCCGCGCCGCCCGCGGCCGUCGAGAAGCCCGAGGCCGUCCAGGAGCCCGCGCAGCCCGAGGCGGCCGGCCCGGCCGCGGCGGUGACCGGGCAGGACGGGCAGUCCGCGGAUGCCGAGAUGGCCGAGCCGCCCGCGAAGAGCGAGCCGGCCGCGGCGGCGCAGGUGCCUGGCGCGACGGCGCCAGGGCAGCCCGCGGCGCCUUCGGGCGCCUCGCCCGCCCCCCGGGGCUUCAAGAAGGGGGACCAGGUAAGGAUCGUGAUGCGGAAAAAGGAGUUUAACGGGAAGACGGGCACGGUGGAGAACACGUGGUCCAACAGGGUGGAAGUGUGGAUGCCCGAGGCCGACAAUGGGAACGGCGAGUUCCGCACUUUCCAGAAAGUGAACGUGGAGCACAUCCAGAGUGACGCGCGCGAAGGCCCCCCCCUGUGCCCGCCGGCGGGUCAGCGCAGCCCGGCCGCGGCUAGCUCGUCCGAGUCCAAGCCCGAGCCGCCCGAGAAACGCCAGAAAGUUACGCUGUCCCAACUGUUCAAGCCACGUUCGGACGCUAGGGGGUCCUACAUGUUCGGCAAGCGCGCUUUGCACGAGGACUUCUACCUCGGGGCCGUGCGCAACCUCCUCUUCUUCAGCAGCGACGUUGUUGGUUCCGAAGGUGCUCGUCAACAGCUGCGCCACGAGCAGAUGGGAGACAUGCUCCGGUUCGGUGGCAUUGGAGGCUUCCUCGCGCCAAACGUCGCAGACACCCGGAACCCUUUGGUGGUCGUCCUCCAUGCCGGCUGCCUCAACCACACCAGCGGAGGACUGAAUGACGACGGCGCUACGGAAAGGUGGCAGCGCGGGGACAAGUUCGACGGCGACCUCGAGGGCGACCGAAAGGACCUUACUAAGCGGCGACUUCUCGUGCCUCCUGCGCCGGCUUUCGUCGACCACCACGUCCGACGCCACCCCGCGACGCAGAUCGACGCGAACACAG
Messenger RNA from Prorocentrum cordatum, 2734 nucleotides. Lineage: Eukaryota; Dinophyceae; Prorocentrales; Prorocentraceae. The record is from the annotation of a GenBank genome assembly.